Phacochoerus africanus (Common warthog) is the source of this 981-nucleotide messenger RNA. RefSeq names its product olfactory receptor 10P1. NCBI's taxonomy places the organism in Eukaryota, Metazoa, Chordata, Mammalia, Artiodactyla, Suidae. The transcript has a single exon. Gene Ontology annotation, molecular function: olfactory receptor activity; G protein-coupled receptor activity. The record is from RefSeq and is a predicted model, not a curated record. The coding region runs from base 27 to 965 and encodes 312 amino acids. Gene Ontology annotation, biological process: G protein-coupled receptor signaling pathway. Gene Ontology annotation, cellular component: membrane.
UGUGCCGUAGGGUCCCGCCUGAAGGGAUGGCUAAAGAAAAUCAGACUCUGCCUGAAUUCCUCCUGCUGGGAUUUUCUGACCUCAGGGCUCUGCAGGGCCCCCUGUUCUGGGUGGUGCUUCUGGUUUACCUGGUCACCUUGCUGGGGAACUCUCUGAUCAUCCUCCUCACACGGGCCAGCCCCGCCCUGCACUCCCCCAUGUACUUCUUCCUGCGCCACCUCUCCGCGGUGGAGAUCCUCUACACCACCACCAUCGUGCCCAGGACCCUGGCUGACCUGGCCUCCCCGCACCCCCGCGCCAUCUCCUUCCAGGCCUGCGCAGCCCAGAUGUAUGUUUUCAUCGUCCUGGGCAUCUCAGAGUGCUGCCUGCUCACUGCCAUGGCCUAUGACCGCCAUGCCGCCAUCUGCCGGCCCCUGCAUUACUCCACCCUCCUGCGCGGGCGGGCCUGCAUGGUCAUGGUGGCUGUCUCCUGGCUCAUGGGCAUCGUCACAGCCACCACCCAUUCCUCCCUCAUCUUCACCCUGUCUUUCCCCAGCCACCCAAUCAUCCCUCACUUCUUCUGCGACAUCCUGCCGGUACUGAGACGGGCCAGUGCGGGGAAGCACGGGAGCGAGAUCUCGGUGAUGACAGCCACUGUGACCUUCAUCAUGGUCCCCUUCUCUCUGAUUGUCACCUCUUACACCCGCAUCCUAGGUGCCGUCCUGGCCAUGACCUCCACCCGGAGCCGCCACAAGGUCUUUUCCACCUGCAGUUCCCACCUGCUCGCGGUCCUCCUCUUCUUCGGAACGGCCAGCGUCACCUACAUCCGGCCGCAGGCAGGUUCGUCUGUCACCACGGAUCGCAUCCUCAGCCUCUUCUACACAGUCAUCACGCCCAUGCUCAACCCCAUCAUCUACACCCUUCGGAACAAGGAGGUGACAACGGCCCUGAGGCUCAUGAUGAAGAGGCAGGUCCCCUCACCCUGAAGGAACUCAGGGUUGU